UGUGGGCUGGAGUUUCUUCUCCACCCCCGUGUCUCCUGACAAAAGGGGAAGUGAGGCUGGGUUCCGGCCGGAACCUCAGCCGCGGAACUUCGCCUAACAGGUGGGGAAGCAGCGGGCACAGGCCGGGGCCCUGGAGGCCCCUAGCUGGGACUGGUGGGGUGGGGACACGUUCCCUGAAGCCGUAGCCCUUCCAUUCAAGGCUGCUCAAAGAGGGAGAUGUCUGGCUGUGGCAGGUUCGGGGAUUCUCAGCCUAGAGGAGACUGGGGUUAGUAGCUACAGUGGAGUGGCUGGGAGUGGAGUAGAGGGAGGCUUCAGCGGAUUAGGGCUGGGUCCCCAAUGCCCGCUGCCCCGAAAUGGAAGCUGAUAAUACCUAACACUUAAGUGGCACUUAUUGUAUGCCAGGCAUUGUUCUAAGGGCUGUACUUCUAGUCACGGUUUUAAUUCUUCACAGUAACCCUAUGAGACAGGUACUACUAUUAUCCCAUUUUACAGAUGGGACAGGGGAGGGCGGGAACGUGUGGCAAUGGCAGAGUCCAGAACUCUGGCUCCAGAGUCCUAGCUCCUAGCCACCUUGAGGUCUUACGGGUCCCUCUGAUAAAAGGUAGGGAGUUGGGAUGGAGGGAGGAGGCAGAUUCCUAACUUCUAAACUGGUUUGGGGGUCUCAGGCUCCCCCACACACUGCUUCCUUCCUCCAAUCGGGCUUCCUGGAAAGUGCGGCAGCGGCUCUGUGGCCGGAAGUCCUGUGAUCACGGCCCGCCAGGCUGCAGGCCCCGCCCAUGGGUCCUCGACACCUCCUGACCGCCGCGCUGCUCCUGGCCCAGGCGAAGCCGCUGAAGGCCUCCCUGCUCUGCGGCCGCCUUGAGUACUGGAACCCAGACAACGGGUGCUGCGGCAGCUGCCUGCAGCGCUUCGGGCCGCCCUCCUGCCCGGACUACGAGUUCACGGAAAACUGCGGGCUCGAUGACUCCGGCGACCACCUGGUACCCCCCUUCAAAGAGUGCGCUCCCGGGUGGUGCAACCCCGACGGCGCGGAGCUCUGCAGGCCCUGCGGCGGCGGGGCUGCCGCCCCAGCUCCGGCGAGGAGCAGCGGGGGGACGCAGAGGCGCUGUGGAAAGAGGCCGGUCCCUACCAAGAAGCCCUGCCCCCUGUCAAAACCGGGCGUCCUUAGCUCCCAGGAACCCAGCCCACCGGCGAUUUCCAGUGUGUCGUGGACUUCUCAGCGCGGACACACCCCCGCAGGCGAUGUCUUUCCGCGGGCCUUGCAGAGCUUUGCCCCGUCCGUGGUGUUGGUCUCACUCGUGACCUUGUCAUUGAUCCUCCUGCUCGCAGUGGGAAGGUACUGCUGCUGCCGCCAGGCCACCCCCCUCCCCUAUUCAGGCUUGGUUUGCAGCGGCCUGGACACCCUCUUCCCCGUGCACACGCCCUCCCCAGGGUCCCUGAAGGCAUCAGAGGUGGGGGACGCACAGAAGGCGGUCUCUGCGCUUCCGCUCCAGGGCGCGGAGCCGCCGACCCUGGCAACGCAACCGCUGUCUCGCCUCCUGGACGAGCUGGAGGUGCUCGAGGAGCUGAUCGUGCUGCUGGACCCCGAGCCUGGGCCGGGGGCGGGGGGCAUGGCCUGCGGCACGACUCGGCACCUGGCUGCAAGAUACGGGCUGCCCGCUGCCUGGUCCACCUUUGCCUACUCGCUGCGGCCCAGUCGCUCGCCGCUGCGGGCCCUGCUCGAGGUGGUUGUAGCAAGGGAGCCCACCGCCUGUCUGGGCCAGCUUGCCGCGCACCUGGCCCAGCUAGGGCGGGCAGACGCACUGCAGGUGUUGUCCAAGCUCAGCUGAUCUGGGGCGGACCUACCGAGUGCUCAAUAA
This is a messenger RNA of Trichechus manatus latirostris (Florida manatee), 1859 nucleotides long. It is a transcript of the gene IGFLR1, whose product is annotated as IGF like family receptor 1. The record is from RefSeq and is a predicted model, not a curated record. Lineage: Eukaryota; Metazoa; Chordata; Mammalia; Sirenia; Trichechidae. The transcript has 4 exons. Gene Ontology annotation, cellular component: plasma membrane.